AUACUCUUUUGCAAUUACCCCAAACAAAACACACUCGUCUUCCUUGUCUCCUCAAAAACCCUAAAUCCCAAUAAUAUCUCCGUCCACGAUCACGCCGGAGAGAAAUGCUUGCGAAAGCAGCAAGAGAGCUUUCUUCAUCGAAGCUUAAACCUUUAUUCGCUCUUUCUCUCUCCUCCUUGAAAUCUUCCACAUGGACUGAAACAAACACUUCCAAUAGAUCGAAAUCACCAUUCCUCCUUCUCCUUCCGCGUUACUCUUCAACUAAUGUUCCGCCGCUUACCCGAGAUGGGAACUACAGCGAUGCCACUUCAGCCACCGUCUCCGUUUGCCCAGGCUGCGGAGUUCAUAUGCAGAACUCGAAUCCCAAACAUCCAGGUUUCUUCAUCCGACCAUCGAUCGAGAAACAGAACAGCGGUUCGGUUCUUCGUAACCUCGUACCAAUCUCACAGGAGCCCGAGAUCACCAAUUCAAUCAAACAUGGGCUUCUCGUUGAACCAAACAGUUCCGACAUAAGCCCUAAAGACGAUGAAACAGGAAGACCCUUGGUCUGCGCGAGGUGUCAUUCACUCAGACACUACGGGAGAGUUAAAGAUCCAACGGUGGAGAAUCUACUUCCGGAUUUCGAUUUCGAUCAUACGGUGGGAAGACGAUUAGGUUCCGCUUCCGGUGCUCGAACCGUCGUUCUGAUGGUCGUCGACGCUUCAGAUUUCGACGGGUCAUUCCCAAAGAGAGUCGCGAAGCUCGUGUCGAGAACCAUCGAUGAGAACAACACAGCGUGGAAAGAAGGGAGGUCAGGUAACGUCCCUAGAGUCGUCGUCGUGGUGACUAAGAUCGAUUUACUACCGAGCUCCUUGUCUCCGACGAGGUUUGAGCAAUGGGUGAGACAAAGAGCUCGCGAGGGAGGGUUAAGCAAGAUCACGAAGCUGCAUUUCGUUAGCCCUGUGAAGAACUGGGGGAUCAAGGAUAUGGUGGAAGACGUGGCGGCCAUGGCUGGGAAGAGAGGACAGGUCUGGGCUGUUGGGUCCCAGAACGCCGGGAAGAGCACUCUGAUCAACGCCGUUGGGAAGGUGUUUGGCGGGAAAGUUUGGCACUUGACGGAGGCUCCGGUGCCAGGAACGACUUUGGGGAUCGUCAGGGUGGAAGGUGUUUUGCCUUUUGAGGCGAAGCUCUUUGAUACUCCAGGGUUGCUGAAUCCGCAUCAGAUCACGACUAGGCUCACGAGAGAGGAGCAGAAACUUGUUCAGAUCAGCAAGGAGCUUAAGCCUAGGACUUACAGGAUCAAGGAAGGUUAUACGGUUCAUAUCGGUGGGCUAAUGAGACUUGACAUUGAUGAGUCUUCCGUAGAUUCUAUGUAUGUAACAGUAUGGGCGUCUUCUUCUGUUCCCCUUCACAUGGGGAAGAAGGAGAAUGCAUACAAAACACUUGAGGAACACUUCGGUUCUCGAUUGCAGCCGCCGAUUGGGGAGAAGAGGGUUGAAGAGAUGGGGAAAUGGGUGAGGAAGGAGUUCCGAGUGAGUGGGAGCAGUUGGGACGCAAGUUCAGUGGAUAUUGCUGUUUCGGGUCUCGGUUGGUUUGCUAUAGGGCUCAAAGGAAACGCGGUAUUAGGUGUGUGGACUCACGAAGGGAUUGAUGUCUUUCUCCGUGACUCAUUGGUUCCACAACGAGCGCGCACUUUCGAAGACUCUGGUUUCACUGUCUCGAAGAUCGUUGCCAAAGCUGAUAGAGAUUUUAAUAUAAAUCACAAGGAGAAACGGAGACUCAACAAGAAGUCCACUUCUUCAGAUUCUGUGUCGGACAUAGAAAAUUGCCAAGAGGUGUCCUUGUAGUAAAGUCACAGCCUUUCAGAUCUAAGGUUUGCUUGUUUGAGUCCAUAUUGGGCCGGAAUGUUGAAUCGACGGGUAAACAAGAGAGUUACCUUCCCCUCGACUCACUUGAUGCAUCAGGAUGAUGCCAUCUGUACAAAGGACGUUUGUAAGAACUAAGAACUGAGUGAAUAGAAAUCAAGAAAGUUCUUCAUUGUCCUCCAGGUUUUGGUUCUAUUCUAUUAUCAAAACAAACAUUUAUAUUUUUCUGUAGAAAAACAAAAUUUUAAAACGCAAGAACACAUAAAAGGAUGAUCAAUGAUGCAACGUCCUUGAUGAAACAUAUGUAAACAUUCAGGCAUCUUAAUGAUGUUUCCAUACAAACUGAACAUGCUGUCGCUUUUUUUUUCUUCUUCUUCCAAAUCAAUUGAUUUCCACUCUCUGUUUGUCCACCAGUCUUUGUAACACAUGAUCAGAAGCAGAUCUUUACGAAACAAAUAACAGACGGCCGUAAUAAAAACCAAACCUUUCUGAUCAACAAGACGUGGACCAACAAGGGAGCUGUAAAUGGACGAGUCGAUCUCGGAUCAGCCAGAAAUGAGAUGGAACUAUGCAAUUUGGUGGGGAAAUGAAGAAUGAGAGUGAUGAAGAUGAUCCAGAGCUGGAAAUGACUAUGGAAGGACAUUUUGUUCGACCAAAUGAGAGCAAAAAACAUCAUAGAUGCAUCAAAAGAAACUUGGAACGGGAAGAUGGACGAAAUGGGCUAUCGACGGGAUUAAUGGAGUUUAUCGA
Messenger RNA from Brassica oleracea var. oleracea, 2594 nucleotides. RefSeq lists its product as uncharacterized. Lineage: Eukaryota; Viridiplantae; Streptophyta; Magnoliopsida; Brassicales; Brassicaceae. The transcript is spliced from 4 exons. Bases 105 to 1826 code for a protein of 573 amino acids. The record is from RefSeq and is a predicted model, not a curated record. Gene Ontology annotation, molecular function: GTP binding. Gene Ontology annotation, cellular component: mitochondrion.